AUGAAGAGGCGGCGUCUUGCACCUUGUGGUGUUCUCGCCGGCCUUAUUGCACUUAUUGCUGUCCUUGUUUUCCUUCCUUUGGCAGUGAUGAACAUUGGUGGACACACUAGUGUGGAUCACACGGAGCUACCACCCACAACCGUUGGGUUACCAAACCCUAAGGUGGUGCCUCCAUUACGGGAGAAUAUAUCCAUGGCGGAGUUUCUUCGUUUUAUUCCAUCCACUGUGGUGAAUACAUGGAAGGAGAGGGACUAUCUCAUUGUGUUUGGCAUCCCAUCUGUGGAUAUUCAUGAUUGGCGGAGACGCCGUUAUCUGCAGCGGACUACGUGCUGGCAGUUCCCCGGUGUUGCACGGAGGGCGAAUAACUUCACUGGGUCCAUGUUGGUGUUGUAUGUACUUGCACGGCACCCAUCACAGGGAUAUGAAUAUUCUACUGCCUUGAUGAAAGAGGCUGAAGAGUGGCAUGAUAUUCUCGCAGUCUCUAUAAUGGAGGGUGUACCGUAUAUGAAUGAAAGCGUCAGUAGAGAUGGUAAGUGGGGUCCAAAACCUGAUAUUGGUUUAACACGGAAAACUGUUGUUUGGUUGGAGUUGGCCCUUCGUCUCUUUCCUAAUACGAGUUAUAUUGCCAAAGGUGAUGAUGACAUGUUCCUGCGAGUACCACAGUUUCUUGCGGAUCUUCGUGUGUUGCCUAAGAAUGGUGUUUAUUGGGGUGCCAUGUAUGAACCAAAACGAUGGGUUGGUAAGACAGCAAUAAAGUUUCGUUUUGCUUUGGGUUGGUGUUAUACAAUGUCAAGGGAUGUUGUUCAGCAGAUUAUCUCCUAUCGACCGUUAAUGCGUUUGGUGUAUCUACCUUAUAGUGAGGAACGUGAUGCUGAAUUUCUUUCUCGUGGUUAUAGAGGUGAAGACUCUAUGAUUGGUUUAGUCCUUUUUACUUUGGGUUACUACCCAAAAAUAUUAUUUGUGCGGGAAGGAAAGUGUUCUUUUCAUGAUUUACACGGUGGAGUACGGCCUUUUUCUGUGAAUCCAAGUUCUGUUGUCAUUCAUCAUGUAGAAGAGAAAGAGUAUAUGAUGUUAAUGAAACGGUUUUUGAAUAAUACACAUGCUGUUGCUAGACGUCAGAGAAAUUAUGGAAAAGGUAGUAUUAAGAUUUCUUGUAGGUAG
This is a messenger RNA of Trypanosoma theileri, 1161 nucleotides long. Its product is annotated as UDP-Gal or UDP-GlcNAc-dependent glycosyltransferase. Bases 1 to 1161 code for a protein of 386 amino acids. Gene Ontology annotation, cellular component: membrane. The record is from RefSeq and is a predicted model, not a curated record. The transcript has a single exon. Gene Ontology annotation, molecular function: hexosyltransferase activity. Lineage: Eukaryota; Euglenozoa; Kinetoplastea; Trypanosomatida; Trypanosomatidae.